ACGCGGGCGAACAAAUGAAAGAAAAUAAUUAAUUCAUGGAAGUGAAGAAUUAAUUGAAAUUUUUGAGAGAAAUAACCAGUGAAACGCUGUUUGAAGGAGUUCAAUACAUAAUUUUUACAUAAAGUUGCUAUUCUUGAAGAAGUAGUGCAAAUCUGGUAACAUUUCUCCAAAAACAACAUGAACUUGUGAACCGGCGUUGCUGGCGUUUCGUGUGACUGGGACUUUUUGUGUUCAUUCUUUGUUCAUUUUCCAUGUCGCAAAUGAGAUAAUCAACGCAGAGUGUGAGUUUUAUUAGUAUUUUGUUUUCCGUAGUGUAGUUUUUUCAAUAAGAGAACAAUGAUAAACGAAAUGAAGGAGAAUGGCGGCGGCGACGCCAAUUCCAAUGUGUCACCCACCAAACUCAUGGUCAACUACAUCCCCGAACUGAUGACGCGCGAUAUGAUGUACGCGCUGUUCUCCGCGAUGGGCAAGAUUGAGAGCUGUAAGCUGAUUGCCAACAGAGGUUACGGCUUCGUUGAAUAUGAGAAGCACGAAGACGCGGAGAAGGCGCGAGCCGCAUUCAACGGCCUGCUCAUGCAGGGCAAGACGCUCAAAGUGUCGUUCGCGUUGCUUAACCCUGAGAACAAGGUCAGCCACAAACCCGACACAGAGUCCAACCUGUACAUCAGCAACCUGCCGCCGGACAUGACGCUCGAGAGACUCAAUGUGCUGUUCGGCCAGUUUGGAUCCAUCACCAACAGUCGCGUGUCACAGGGAAUCGGCUUUGUGUGCUUCGAGACGCGGCAGCAAGCCGAGGAGGCCAUCAAACACAUGAACGGUGCCUCGCCGAUUACAGGUGCGGGCGCCAUCGUCGUGAAAUUCGCUAACAAGCCUAACUCGAACAAGAUUCCGCCUCGACCAACGACCCGGGUUGGCGUAGCCGCUACUCCGCUGGCCGCGUACAACGGCGCUGCCGCCGCCGUUUUCAACGGCAAUACGCCCACAGCUUUCAACGGCACCAACAUCAGCGCGGCGUUCGGCGCGCGACCAGCUGCUUUCGCACCAGGAUUUCCACAGGCUUCGCCACCGCCGUUACUGCCCUCGCCGGGUAAGGCGCUGCCCUUCAUCAACAAGGGUACGCAGCGCUUCAAUCCCAUGGCAGCUACCAACCACACGCCGCUGCCGCUGCUGGGCGCGCCCGCCAGCCCAUUGCCGCUGUUGGGCGCGCCAUCCGCGCCCCACCAAACAACCGUGUAUGUAUACAACAUCGGGGAGGACACUGAGGAGCUGGCACUGUGGCAACUCUUUGGUCCGUAUGGUGCAAUUGACUCCAUUAAAGUGAUUAAAGAUCCUGAGACAAAGAAAAAUAAAGGUUUUGCUUUUGUGAAUAUGCGUGAUUAUGAUGAGGCUGCAAUGGCCAUUCAAGCGCUCAAUGGGUACACGCUCAAUGGACAGGUUCUAUCGGUUAGUUUUAAGACUCAAAAGAGAAGCAAUUAGUAUGUUAACGGACGUUGUAGACGCCGUUUCAUUGUGAUUUCGGGCCGAAAGCUUAAAAAGAAAGAUUUUCAUUCCAAUCUCAGAAUAUUUUUGUAGUCGAGACGCGAGAUCCUCUAUGUGCAUUUCAGAUUAGUCUUAAAGUAUUUUUGUAAGAUUUAACAUAGUUUUAUAUCGGCGAGCGCGACAUGACUUUCUGUGAGUUUAGUUGGCUUAACAGUAUCGUAUAUGUGUACCAGUCUAUCGUAUUGUAUGGUAUUAUAUGGAGUAUGUAUGGCCUGUCGCACUAUGUACCGCCCGCGGGCGCGGGGGCGCGGCCGCCUGCUUGUUGCGUGCCCCCGUGCUCGCCUUACCUACCCUCCAGGUAUUUUAUUUUGUGUAAAACAAACAAUGUAUGUUUUUUAUCUUUAAUAAAUUUCAUGUUUAAAUAGAAUUUAUUGUAUAUUUUUCUAUUUUUAUUUCUAUAUACGAUUAAUCCCCGUUGUGUCCUUAUUUAAUUACAUAAUAUACGUAAUAAUGCAUAAUAUUAUUUUGUGGCAGUAGUAUAAUUUGUACAUAUUAUUUGUGUGUAUUGUGUCGGCGACAGGUCGCUGUAAAUGCUUCAGUAUUGCAUGUUGUGUACUCAGUCAGAAAUAAUUUUUUAU
Hyposmocoma kahamanoa is the source of this 2117-nucleotide messenger RNA. RefSeq names its product ELAV-like protein 2 (gene fne). Bases 337 to 1476 code for a protein of 379 amino acids. Gene Ontology annotation, cellular component: ribonucleoprotein complex. The transcript has a single exon. Lineage: Eukaryota; Metazoa; Arthropoda; Insecta; Lepidoptera; Cosmopterigidae. The record is from RefSeq and is a predicted model, not a curated record. Gene Ontology annotation, molecular function: RNA binding.